Molecule: messenger RNA, 4614 nt
Organism: Mugil cephalus (flathead mullet)
Lineage: Eukaryota; Metazoa; Chordata; Actinopteri; Mugiliformes; Mugilidae
Gene: fsta
Product: follistatin a
Exons: 6
Coding region: 2424-3476 (350 amino acids)
Biological process (GO): cell differentiation; negative regulation of activin receptor signaling pathway; regulation of BMP signaling pathway
Molecular function (GO): activin binding; protein binding
Source: RefSeq, a predicted model, not a curated record
AUGCCAUUAAUGGCUUCAGGAUACCAGCCAACACUUUAAAGUCGAUACAGCAAGGCAGAAAUGCACUUGCAUGUCAGGAAGUGUUUUGGAAACUUUAACUGUUCAAAGCCAGUGAUCUCACAAAUCAGUCACACUAGACACUGGACGAUUCGCCGAACAUACAGUAACUCUGCAUCAGGUGCGAAUUUCUCCUGUUAGUUGAAAGGGAACGCUCGUCUCAAAUGGCAAAUUUAAAACUCCCGUACAAGUACAACAAACUGUUACUUGGAAGUUUAUAUAAAACCUCUUAGUUGGCCCUUUUGUUCAUUUUAUAAUCAAAGUUGUUUAAAAUUGCUGCGUUCGCUAAAUUAGAGACCACCCAUCUUGGAUUUACUAUACGGAACAAGCGGAAAAACGGCGAAUAUCUAUUACGCCAUGGUUUAUUCUGCUGUUAAAAUCAUAAAUACCUGAGUAAAAGAAAAUAACUCCGCAAGUGUGGCCUCAGUUCUUAACAAUGAGGCAAUAAAAGUGACCUUCAGACAAAUCAUUUUGUCGCUUAGACAGCUUAAUUUGCAUUCAUCACACAACAACUUAUCUGCAGGUGUUUACUCUUUCAAAAGCUGUGGCUGAACUGUCCGGUAUUGAUCCAGAAACUGUAAAAUUUCACAAUACUCUGAUUACUCUGACCUGAGCUAUAAAUCAUUUUUGAAAAGCUGUUUGUGUAAGGCGACUGCUCAUUGAGAAACUACACUAAAACAAGGGCAAAAUAUACAAAAAUUUGUCACCAGAGGAUUCAAAAUAGCUGAUAAGUGCUGAGCUAAGCGUCCAAAUAUUUGUUUUGGUUCCAUAUUUCCAGUAUUUGGACCAUUUUACUAGGUUGCACUGAUUGCACCACCCUUGAUUUGGAGAAUUACACCUGAUUGCUGUUGGACCUGAAUGCAUCACUGGGUCAGGAAAGGGGCAUGCCAUAAAUUAGAUUACAAGAACCUCUAUUUUGAAUGUCAUAACACUAGUGGAAAAAAAAAAGUCUGUUACCUAAAAAAGUGAGUUAUUUUUGUUGAGUAAUGUGUGAGAGGCUGAGGUGACUGGAACACGAAUUGGCCCCUGUGAUUAUUUUUGGCACAGGAAGUUGUUCUGAUUAUGCUGUUGCGGAAAACCCAUUUGUUUCCUGUGUAUCUGGCUUAGUAUACAUUUGCUAAGUGGUGUUUGUAUUGAAAGUCCACUAACAAUAAUGGGAAACGUAAGGCUGACAAAUCUACAUCACAAAACUAAAAAGGCAGAGGUAAUGUUAGGUUACAUGAUUUUUCUCCCCACAUUCUGUAAAUAAACGAUACUGUGUUUCCCUGGAUCUGUUCUGAGGAGGAGAUCGGACUGUCUUCUGCCUGGCCGACAGACAAUUAACUCCCUGGUGUCUGAUUCGCACAGCAGACACUUUGCUCUGGAGAGCUGUAACCAGAAUUCCGCUGAAGAGGUCGCGCAAGGACUUCUGAAGGAGUUCAGCCUGUGCGUCUGCGCCUGUGUGCGUGUGUCUGCGGGUGAGUGUAUUUCAUUCAAUGAAACACAACACCCCGCUUCUCUGUCUGAAGCCUCUUCGGAAACAGGUUUGAUUAUAUUUAAAAGCUUGACCCGGGAGAGAAACCCAAACAACUGUCUGUUCUAAUAUUAGCCGUGCGGCUGCGGACUACUAUGUAUGAAUUCUAUUAUUGCCCGGGCUCGGAUAUAGUCCAAAAGGCAACUCGCAUCAAAAGAUUUGCACUUUUGUCUACAGUUGGUGGAAAAAAUAUCAGUUACUUCCAAGUAGCCUGGUACCUUUAAUUUGAAGGACUUAAAGUAUGUUCUGAUAAGCCUGUUGGCAAUCGGCCUGUUUGAUUAUACAUUAAUAAAGGCCUUGAUAUGGAGUAUUAAUAGAUAAUUAUUAUUAUUGUUAUUAUUAUUGUUGUUGUUUUUAUAUGAUUACAGCUUUGGUACAUAUUUGCUACAUAUCCAAGUCGUGCGUAAAGCGAGCUGUCCUUGAUGUAAUGUGAUAAAAGAACAAAAGAUCAUUAAAUUGAAAUUAAUUUAAAUUAAAACCAAUUUCAUAUCAGUUUGCCGGUUUGCUCUGUUCUAACAUCUUUCUGUUGUUUGACUGCAGCGCUACGUAAUCCGGAAAUUUGUUGCCAUAUUACAAAUAUGUCCAUAUUCUUCAAUCAUUGCGGCCGGAGAAAGUUGCUUGUAACGAUGUCACCUGAUUGGGAUUGAAAGAACUUUGGUAAGAAAAAAAAAAAAAAUCUCCCCACCCCCACAGAAGAGGAGACCGCCCACCAGAGACAGUCAACCCGAGACCCCUUAUAGAUUUAAAAAGAGAGGCUGCAUUCUCAGACUGACACUUAUUCAACACUGCCACCUUAAGCAGAUUACUUGUGCGCUGCCUGUGUCAAAUACGUGGUUUACUUUGACUCUCCAUCAUGUUUGGGAUGCUGAAACACCACCUUCACCCGGGCAUUUUUCUCUUGUUCGUAUGGCUUUGCCACCUCAUGGAACAUCAAAAAGUUCAAGCUGGGAACUGCUGGUUGCAGCAGGGGAAGAACGGGAGAUGCCAGGUGCUCUACAUGCCGGGGAUGAGCAGGGAGGAGUGCUGUAGAAGUGGAAGAUUGGGGACGUCCUGGACCGAGGAGGACGUCCCCAAUAGCACGCUCUUCAGGUGGAUGAUCUUCAAUGGCGGAGCUCCCAAUUGCAUACCUUGCAAAGGUGGAGAAACCUGCGAUAACGUGGACUGCGGACCCGGAAAGAGGUGCAAGAUGAACAGAAGAAGUAAGCCACGCUGCGUGUGCGCACCAGACUGUUCCAACAUCACCUGGAAAGGACCGGUUUGCGGCUCAGAUGGAAAGACCUACAAAGACGAAUGCGCACUGCUGAAGGCUAAAUGCAAAGGCCACCCCGAUCUGGACGUGCAGUACCAGGGGAAAUGCAAGAAAACGUGCCGUGACGUCUUGUGCCCCGGGAGCUCCACAUGCGUCGUGGACCAGACAAAUAACGCAUAUUGUGUGACGUGUAAUCGGAUUUGCCCCGAGGUCACGUCGCCUGAGCAGUACCUGUGUGGAAACGACGGGAUCAUCUAUGCCAGCGCCUGUCACCUGAGAAGGGCUACCUGUCUCCUCGGCAGGUCUAUUGGAGUGGCAUAUGAGGGAAAAUGCAUCAAGGCCAAGUCAUGUGAGGACAUCCAGUGCAGCGCGGGGAAGAAGUGUCUGUGGGAAGCCCGGUUGGGCCGGGGCCGCUGCUCCGUGUGUGAUGAGACCUGUCCGGAGAGCAGGACGGACGAGGCGGUGUGUGCCAGCGACAACACCACAUAUCCCAGUGAAUGUGCCAUGAAGCAAGCUGCUUGUUCUAUGGGGGUGCUGCUGGAGGUCAAGCACUCGGGAUCUUGCAACUCCAUUACAGAAGACCAGGAGGAGGAUGAGGAAGAUGAGGACUCAGACUACAUGGCCUAUGUCCAUUUAUCUUCUAUACUGGAUGGAUAGGCUCCCAUCGCUAGGGUAAACAGUCCUAGGGCAAGGAAUCAUGUCCAUACUGUACAUUAUGUGUAUGCUUAUUUAUUUUUUAAAGAAAAAGGAAGUAUACAUAUAGUUCAGUCUGCUAGAUGUUUAUUUAUACUUUUUUUGUGUGUGUUUUAUAAUUUAUACAUUUACAUUGUCAGGCUAUCAUCUACCAUGAUAUAUUGUGUUACCACUCAUUUUCCUAUUUUUUUUUUUUGUUGUCGUCCCUUUUACUUUCUUUUUUUUUUAUCAUGAAGAAAUAUAUUUGUCCAAAGAAAAACAGUGUUAUUUAUUUGUCAUGUUACCGUGUAAGUAUAAGUCCUCUACAAGCUGUAAAUUGCAUUCCCCGAGCUGUAAAAAUCUGCUUGUUCCUGUCAAAUCUCUAUCACAGAUGUUUAUGUCACACAUACGUAAAUGCAUGUUUAGGCUGUGUGUUUAUUUAUUGGGAAUAUAUCAAUCAUUUUAUGUACAGAUGUGUUUCUGGUUUGUUUACAACUAUGAUAACUGACCAAAGGGAUUCUCUCAAUGGUUCUUUUUUUGUUUUUGUUUUGUUAGUUUUUUUUGCAAAAAAAGCAUCGUUAAAAAAACAGCAAAAAAACAAGAUGCAACACAGCAGUGAUGGAAUGGAAAAGAAAAAAAAGAGCCAUUUGUUUUUCUUUUCUCAUGUUUAGAUUUUCCUUCGGUUUUUAGCCCUUUAGAUGUGUUUUCCACACGGAGACAACAACACAUUAGACAUAGCAUUUGCUUUGUGUCACCACAUUAGAGCGGAGGUAAGAUUUGGACGAUACUUGAUUAUUUUGGAAACAAUGUGCCAUUAACAUUUGUGAGCUGUCUUCUUGCCAACGUGCUCCAUAUUGCUCUCACAGAGCUGAGAUAGGACUAAUGUACUGCAGUACUCUACACUAUAUAUCAAAUUUCUUCACUUUCGUUUCGUUUUGUUCUCUCUUUUCUUUUCUCAGAAUGCAUUUUUAUUUUCAAAACAUCACAAGAGAAAUACAAAAUUCUGUUAUGAAUAUAUAGUUUUGUAUUUUUUAUGUAAAUGUCAUAUGUACAUACAAAGUUUGAUGGUAUUUGUACAGAUAUGAAGAGUGAAACAAUAAAAGUUUUUUUCCUUAUACUUUUA